AAGUGAAAGCCAGCUAUGUUCAGAGCAGUGUUUGGAAGCAGCCGGAGAGAGGCGAGAGGAAAAGAAGCGGAGCAGAAAUGUCCAGGUCAGGAGGUGUUUGCUCAUGGAACCUUGCAGAGGAAUACUGGUGGGCACGCUACACAUGAGAAAGACAGUGACGACACUGAAAGCUCAGCAAAACAGAAGAGACUAUCCAAGGGAGUGUCCAUUUCCUUACCGUCCUCCCCUGUUCUCCCUCGUCAGAGUUACUUAGUUCCCUUCCAGUCCUGCGGAAAGUCCCCAGGACUGGUAAGGAAGCAGGAGUAUGUGGAUGGCUCUUCUAAUCCAAGAAACUCUCUUUUCUUUGCCUUUUGCCGUGACAAGACAGAGCACAGAGACCUUCAUGUGGAGCCCCAGACAGGCUCCUCCCUUUCUCCCCAGGAACUGAUGACCAGACUAUGCUUCUUAUUGGGAGAAGCAACGCCCAGCACAGCUAGCUGUCCUAUGGAGGACAGGAGGGAAAAGAAGUGUGAUUCUUCAGCGCAGGGGGGGAGUCCCUGCUCCACUCUGACCUGUAGCACGGCCUCACCCUCUUCAGAAAGCCCCUCUUCUACCUUGAACGCUGGUGGUCAACAGUUCCCUCUUCCUUUGCCUCAUUGUGGCUCCAGCACCAGUGGAAGCCUUUCCAGCCCUGUAGCCGUCCCUGUACCCUGGCCUUCUGCUGGCCCCCUCAGUGCAAACAGCCCUGGUCCUCCUCCCCAAAGCCCCUCUUCCACCCUGGAGAGCAAGGACAGUGGAAUAAUAGCUACCAACACAAGUUCUUCUGAGAAUGAGGAGCGCAACGCCUCCAGUGCGGAUGUGACAAAGGAUGAAGGCUCAGGGGGUGGCACUGUGGUGAUGGGCCAUGCAAACGAAAGCUGCCAUGCUGGGCCUACCAGGGACACUCUGACUGCCCAACCAGAUGAGGCCUUACCUAGAACUGACAUCAUGGAUACCAGGACUCCUCCCCCACCAAAGAGACCCCUUCCACAGCAUCACAUCCACAGCACCUCCUCCCCAGUGAUGCCGCGGCCAAAUUCUGUGGCAGCUACAAGCACCACUAGACUGGAGGAUUUGAGUUUUCUGGACACCCAAAGGGCUGCUGGACAAAAGGGCUCCAUUCGCAAACACUGUACAGCUGGACGCACAAGUGACGAAUCCAAAGGGAGACUGGUAACAUUUAGGCAAGGUGACAUCAUGCUGAAGCCGCUAUUGUUUGAAGUCCCUGGCAUCACUUCAGAAACACCCUUUGUGGGCCGGGAUUGGCUGUUUGUACGACUGGAGGAGGUCUAGAAAACCAGCAGCUGUGAGGGACGAGGUGCUGUUAUUGUGGGUAACGCAGGUUCCGGCAAGACUGCGAUUAUCUGGCGUCUGAUGACACUCAGCAGCCAUUCCAUGCGCACAUCACAAGGAGGUCCUACAAUCCCUCACAGCCCCAGUUCAUCCCCUAGAUGUGGGGAUGGGCUGGGAAAAGCAGCCUCCAAGCGGGCGUCUGAUUCCCAAGCCAACCACAGUGCUGCUGCUGGGACAAAUGAUACCACAUCACACAGGGAGGAGGCUGAAAAUUGUCUGGCUGCUAAGGUGGUAGCGUACCAUUUUUGUCAGGCUGAUAAUACUUACACCUGUCUAGUACCAGAGUUUGUUCAUAGUGUCGCCGCCCUGCUGGCCAGAGCACCACAGCUCACCCCCUACAGGGAACUACUGGUACAAGAACCUCACUUGCAAAACACACUUAGUCUUCGAUCAUGUGUGCAAGACCCCUUCGCUGCCUUCCGCAAAGGUGUCCUCGAGCCCAUCACUAACCUCCGCAAAGAGAGGAGGCUACCUGAAGAAGACUACAUCAUAUUGGUCGACAGUCUAAAUGAAGCAGAAUUCCAUAAACCGGACUAUGGUGACACAGUUGCCACCUUUAUAACAAAGAUUAUCUCGAAAUUUCCCCAAUGGCUCAAGAUGGUGGUCACUGUCAGGACAGGCCUGCUGGAAAUCACAACUCUUCUACCUUUCUCUGGCAUCUCUCUGGACAUCCUGCCAGACAGUAGUGACUUAGGAGCUGAUCUAAGUGACUACAUUCAUCACCGAGUUAGCAGCAGUACACAGAUAGCUGCUAAUGUCACCACGCCGACAGGCACGGCCCCUGAUCCACUGCUCCUCAGCAAAUUCAGCAGUCACUUGUCAACACGGAGUCAUGGCUCUAUUCUCUACCUUCGGCUGACUCUGGAUCUGUUCCACAAGGGCCAUCUGGCUUUGAAAGGAGGAAACUACCUAGUGGUGCCUGUCUCCCUGGCAGAGGUCUACCUGCUGAUGUGUCACGAGAGUUUUCCAGAUAAAGAGGACUUUGAUCGGGUGUGUCCAGUGCUAAAUGUGGCACUGGCGUCUCUGCACCCACUUACUGAUGAACAAAUGUUCAGGGCACUGAAUGCAGGCAGUGUGAAUGGGGAGAUGGAGUGGAAGGACUUCCAGCAGAGACUGGACAGCCUGGCUGGUUUCAUGGUGAGACGCCGGGAUGGAACACGAAUGUUGUGCCAUCCCUCCUUCAGAGAGUGGCUGGUCUGGAGAGCAGAUGGAGAAAGCACUGAUUUUCUCUGCGACCCGAGGAGUGGCCACGCUCUCCUGGCCUUCAUGUUCUCCAGACAGGAUGGCAAGUUGAACCGGCAGCAGACCAUGGAACUGGGCCAUCACAUCCUCAAGGCUCACAUAUUCAAGGGUUUGAGUAAGAAAACAGGUGUGUCCUCCAGUGUUCUUCAGGCCAUGUGGGUGACUUGCAGCACAGAUAGCCUCUCAGCUGCGCUGGCUUCCCUGAGGAACCUCUACACACCUAACAUCAAGGUUAGUCGUCUGUUGAUGCUCGGUGGUGCCCGUGUGACCUGGUGUACAGAGAUAUUAGGUCAUGCUCCCAUCCUGUGCAUUCAUGCAAAUUUGGGGCAUUUGGAGAUGGUAGCUCUGCUCCUUGAAAUGGGAGCACCUGUCAAUGGAACUACUGACAGCGGAAUGACAGCACUCUGCUUUGCCGCUGCUGCAGGACACACCGAGGUUGUCCACCUGCUGUGCAAGAAAGGGGCCAUGGUGGGCCAUGUUGAUAAAAGCGGUCACUGUUCACUAGUCCAUGCAGGGUUAAAAGGCCACACAGAAAUCAUCCACAUCCUACUGGGGCAAGACUGGGGAGCAGAGAAUCCUGCUGAGGGUCAGCAGGAGCACAGUAGUGAGAUGGUUAUUGGAAAGUCACAGGCUGCACAACAGGCAGCUAUAGCUGCAGCUAGCAUGGGACACAUACAGGCAGUAAAGAGCUUGCUGGAUUUGAAUGAUGAACAGCUGGUGGUGCAGAUGGACACUCACGACUCUCUCUGGGGAGAAACAGUGCUGAGUGCAGCCACCAGCAGAGGGAGGGCAGAGAUGUGUGCACUCCUCCUGGAGAGAGGAGCAGGGCUGGAGGUACCCAACCGCAGGGGGAUGGUCCCUUUGCUCAGCGCCACCAAACACGGACACACACAGGUUGCAGAGUUGCUGCUGAAGCAUGGUGCCGACAUUAACGUCAGUGACAAACAGGGUCGCACCGCCCUCAUGCUGGCUGCAUCUGAGGGCCAUAUGAGCACUGCAGAACUCCUGCUGUCCAAGGGUGUGUCUCUGUCGUCUACGGAUCAUGAAGGGCUGACUGCGGUUAGCUGGGCCUGUUUGAAGGGCCAGAAAGGGGUGCUACAGCUUCUGGUGGAUGCAGGUGCAGACCUAAACCACCCAGACAGACAGGGACGGACUCCUCUUGAUUUGGCUGCCCUACAUGGAGAUGCAGAUAUAGUGCACUGCCUGGUAGAACAUGGAGCAGUGCUGGAGAGAGCUGAAAAUAAUGGGACCAGAGCUCCAGACCAGACUGUCGGCUGCCAGAACCCAGCCCUGGUGGCUUCGCUGCUCAAGAAAGGAUCCAAAAUGGGUUUCAGGACGGCUCAACACGAUCGAUCAGGUCACGCUACGUGGGCCAUGGCUUCCUCCAAACCAGACAUCCUCCUUAUCCUGCUGCAGAAGUUGAUGGAAGAAGGCAACAUGCUCUACAAGAAGGGACGUAUGAAGGAGGCGGGCCAGCGUUACCAGUACGCUCUGAGGAAGUUACCUCGAGAGGGACAAGGAGACGAACUGAAGGGCCUGAAAGACCUGCGAGUCUCCCUCUAUCUCAACCUUUCUCGCUGCCGCAGGAAAACCAAUGACUUUGGGAUUGCAGAAGAAUUUGCAACAAAAGCUUUGGAAUUGAAACCCAGAUCUUAUGAAGCGUAUUAUGCCAGAGCUCGAGCCAAGAGGAGCAGCAGGCAGUUUGCAGCAGCACUGGCAGAUCUCCAUGAAGCGGCACGACUCUGCCCGUCCAACCGCGAAAUCCGCCGUCUGCUGGGAAGGGUGGAGGAGGAAUGCAAACAUCACCAGAAGAUAUCAAACACCAGCACCAGGGACCCUCACACACACCACCGUCCACCUCCAGAGGAGGAGAUGGACCCCUAUUCACAGGCAAGUCUAGAGAGGCCAACCCCUGCUGAUGCAGAGAAGGAGGAAGAGAAGGAAGAUGCUGACGAGGAGAAGGCGAGACUCCAGUGUGGCAAAAGCCCAGACGUUUGGCCUCUAAAUCCAUACGCGCCCAACAAGACUCCCCCUGGAGGUGUCGCCUUUGGUUUGGCAGAUCAGGGGCCAUGUUUUCCUCGGAAGGACUAUGUACAGAACCAGCUGUUUGUGGACAUGCCCGAGCCUGUUCCUGCAGUCACCAGGCAGACCCAAAACCAGGGCAGCAGAACUCACCACCACUGCCACUCGCUCCAGUCAGUGAGCAGAGACGGGGGCAGGCCUCAGUCUCUGUGCGGCUCCUCCAGCCCACUGCCAGGUAGACACAUUUCCACCUCCCUGAGGCCUGCACCCGUGCUCGGUGUUGACAUUGGCUCCGUACCAACCAGUGAACAGUCUGCACACAGUCCCACCGACCACUUUCACCCCAUGUCCCCCAGCAACGCUUCACCACCCGGUCCAAUCCCGCUUUACCAUCCUCGCUCCGCCAGCUUCUCCAGGGGCUCUGACAGACUCUCCACACAUUCUGUGGCUCUGGAUAGUCUGGCUCUGGCGUCCGGUAUGGAGGUCAGGAGGGAGGGCGGUGGAGGAACAGCAGGCUCACGGGGCUCUAGCUCCAGUCAGGCCUCCAGUGGGAACCUCUCAGACAGCGGCAGACAAGUUCCAGAUGUCCCGUGUCCCAUUAAAAACAGUGGAAGCUUCAAAGGAAAACCAGAUCUUAAGCCCCGCCCUUUCAUGGGCGUCACGGACAAAGUGGUGCGAGUCCAGGGCCAGCAGACCGGUAGUGUGGGUCGACAGGGGCAGGGAGGUGGAGGGGCAGAGAGUUUCAAUAUGUCCAUGAUGGAAUUACAAGGUUUAAACAGCGAGUUCAAACACGCUUCGUUCCAGGAGCAGCUUUCUGUAAGUCAGGCCAACAGUCAGCAGCACGGCAGGGAGUUUGGAGACCGACUCCACCAGCGGGACGCCAGAGCCACCACAUCCUCCCAGCAACGCUUCCCCGAUGGGAGGAACCGACAGGCCAGCUUGACGAGAGACAACCCGGCCCUUCACAUGGCUCCCAUGAAACCAAAACGCUCAUUCAUAGAGUCCAAUGUCUGAAUAUAGUUUAUCAAAGCACAGAAACAAGCUGUUAAAAGAAC
This is a messenger RNA of Thalassophryne amazonica, 5690 nucleotides long. RefSeq names its product protein TANC1-like. Gene Ontology annotation, molecular function: protein binding. Lineage: Eukaryota; Metazoa; Chordata; Actinopteri; Batrachoidiformes; Batrachoididae. The record is from RefSeq and is a predicted model, not a curated record.